AACUCCGGGCGCGCGGCUGGUGGGCCCAGCUGCGCGGCGGCGGCCAAGGGGGUAGGCCCGGCCUUCCCUGAGCAGCUGAUUGGUCGGCCCCCUAAAGCGGCGGUCGCGGCUCCUGGAACUGUCACCUCCGCCUGGGAAGAUGGAAGAGCUGAGUCAAGCCCUGGCUAGUAGCUUUUCUGUGUCUCAAGAUCUGAACAGCACAGCUGCCCCACACCCCCGCCUGUCCCAGUACAAGUCCAAGUACAGUUCCCUGGAGCAGAGUGAGCGGCGCCGCCGAUUAUUGGAACUGCAGAAAUCUAAGCGGCUGGAUUAUGUGAAUCAUGCCAGACGACUGGCUGAAGAUGACUGGACAGGGAUGGAGAGUGAGGAAGAAGAAGAUAAGAAAGAUGAUGAAGAGAUGGACAUUGACACUGGCAAGAAGUUACCAAAACGCUAUGCUAAUCAAUUGAUGCUGUCUGAGUGGUUGAUUGACGUCCCUUCAGAUCUGGGCCAGGAGUGGAUCGUGGUCGUGUGCCCUGUUGGGAAAAGAGCCCUGAUCGUGGCCUCCAGGGGCUCUACCAGUGCCUACACCAAGAGUGGCUACUGCGUCAACAGGUUUUCUUCCCUUCUGCCCGGAGGCAACAGGCGAAACUCAGUGACAGCAAAAGACUACACCAUUCUGGACUGCAUUUACAGUGAGGUGAACCAGACCUACUAUGUUCUGGAUGUGAUGUGCUGGCGGGGACACCCUUUUUAUGACUGCCAGACCGAUUUCCGAUUCUACUGGAUGCAUUCGAAGUUACCAGAAGAAGGACUGGGAGAGAAAACCAAGCUCAAUCCCUUUAAAUUUGUAGGACUAAAGAAUUUCCCUUGUACCCCUGAGAGCUUGUGUCAGGUGCUGUCAAUGGAUUUCCCUUUUGAGGUAGACGGACUUCUCUUCUACCACAAGCAGACCCACUAUAGCCCUGGAAGCACUCCUCUUGUGGGCUGGCUGCGCCCCUACAUGGUGUCAGAUGUUCUCGGGGUGGCUGUGCCAGCUGGCCCUCUGACCACCAAGCCGGAAUAUGCUGGGCAGCAGCUCCAGCAGAUUAUCGAGCACAAGAGGAGGGGCCAGGAAGGCACAGAGAAAGUCACACACAAGGCCUCUGAGAAUGGGCGCUAUGAGCUGGAACACCUGUCUACCCCCAAGCCGAAGAGCCCUCCUGACCGCCUGGACCCCCCUGGGAGCCUCAUGGAGAACUAAACAAAGUGGCUCCUUGGGGAGUCAGUCACAGGACUUUGCUUGCUGGGGAGGAGGACAGCGGCAACAACAGGUGACUUCAUUUUAGAGUGGACUUUCCAAAGCGACUCCAGCUGGAAACAGCUUAUCUCCUAUCUGAAAUGCUGGCUCAGGCAGUUGAGGGAGGUUUCCAGAUUGGAUGGGUUUGGGUUUGGGGAUUUGAGAAGUCACUCCCAUGAAAAGUGUGUCCCAGAUAUCUACAAUGUAAAUACAUGUAAUUCUUUAAGAAA
Messenger RNA from Hyaena hyaena (striped hyena), 1488 nucleotides. RefSeq names its product snurportin 1 (gene SNUPN). The record is from RefSeq and is a predicted model, not a curated record. Lineage: Eukaryota; Metazoa; Chordata; Mammalia; Carnivora; Hyaenidae. Gene Ontology annotation, biological process: protein import into nucleus; snRNA import into nucleus. Gene Ontology annotation, cellular component: nucleus; cytoplasm. The transcript has 9 exons. Gene Ontology annotation, molecular function: protein binding; nuclear import signal receptor activity. Bases 140 to 1222 code for a protein of 360 amino acids.